AUGAGCCUGAGGAGGGGCAAAAAACCGGAGAGAUACACUUGGGAAUCAAGAAGAUCUUACAAGAGAAGGCUUGAAGGCAAGCCACUACAAAAACAAGAAGAUCCGGGGAAGUUUGUGAUCACUUCUAGUAUCAAUGGCUUUCAACUCCAUGAUUGCCUAUGUGAUACUGGUGCUAAUGAGGUCGACUUGUCCCAACCGACUUUCAUAUCAUGCAUGGUAUGGGAAGGCUCAAAGAGGAAUCAACUAAUUCUAGGAACCCCAUUCCUUGCUAUAGCCGGAGCAGUCAUCAACUACUUCAAGAACCAUCUAUUUUUUGGUCAUAUCCGGCAAGAUGUUUUCUUUCAAAGCAUCAACUUCAAGUCAGUACCAAGUGCAACCAAACUACCACGAGAAGAAGCCACUCUCAUGCAUAAGAAAGAAGCCAUGCUGCAUGGAGGAAGAAAGGAGAGUGAGCACUACCCAAAACCAAAGGAGAAGAAGAAAUCAUUGGAGCUGAAGCACAAAGAUGUCUUCAAGGAUAUCAAUUCAAUUCUACUUCCAGCCUUUGACGAAUAUGGAGCUGAAGAGGAGCCUGAUGGUGUAUCUAAUCUCUAUCACCAGACAAGAAUCUUUACCUCAAGAGAUUCGGAGCUUAAAGAUGACCGGCCCAUUAAGGAGAAGUUAGAGAGAACGAUGAAGCUUUUCCCCAAAACAUUGGUUUUCAAGGACGAUAUGAGAGAUGAUCUUGGCGUGGCCAAACCACCACAAGAGCCCCCUGAACAAGAGAAUGGAGAAGCUAAAGGGAUCCUAAACCCUUCAGCCACUCUUCCCCACGCCUAA
This is a messenger RNA of Microthlaspi erraticum, 819 nucleotides long. The record is from the annotation of a GenBank genome assembly. NCBI's taxonomy places the organism in Eukaryota, Viridiplantae, Streptophyta, Magnoliopsida, Brassicales, Brassicaceae.